GCCUCUGAGAUCCCGCCCACGAGGAGGCGGGGCCUGCAGCGCGCGAAAAGCGGCGCGCGAGGCGGCGGGAGCUGGCGGCGCCGGGUCCUCACUCGGUCCGUGCAGCUUUCCUCCGUCUUUGGAGAAAGAACGGUUCCCGAGGAAUUUUAUUUUGCCCCUGCAAGACUCAGGAGGAUGAAAGUCAUCACUUGCGAAAUCGCCUGGCACAACAAGGAGCCGGUGUACAGCCUGGACUUUCAGCAUGGAACCGCGGGGAGGAUCCACAGACUGGCGUCCGCGGGCGUGGACACCACUGUCAGGAUCUGGAAGGUGGAAAAAGGACCAGAUGGAAAGGCCAUUGUGGAAUUUCUGUCCAACCUUGCUCGCCACACCAAAGCUGUCAACGUUGUGCGUUUUUCUCCAAAUGGGGAAAUCUUAGCAUCAGGAGGGGAUGAUGCUGUCAUUCUGUUGUGGAAGGUGAAUGAUAACAAGGAGCCAGAACAGAUUGCUUUUCAGGACGAGGAUGAGGCUCAGCUGAACAAGGAGAACUGGACGGUGGUGAAAACCCUGAGGGGCCACUUAGAAGACGUGUAUGAUAUUUGCUGGGCAGCUGAUGGAAAUGUGAUGGCUUCUGCCUCUGUGGAUAACACGGCCAUCAUAUGGGAUGUCAGUAAAGGACAAAAGAUCUCCAUUUUUAAUGAACAUAAAAGUUACGUACAAGGAGUAACCUGGGAUCCUUUGGGUCAAUAUGUGGCCACCCUGAGCUGUGACAGGAUCCUGAGGGUAUACAGCACUCAGAAGAAACGUGUGGCUUUUAAUGUGUCAAAGAUGCUGUCUGGAGUAGGGGCCGAAGGAGAGGCAAGAAGUUACCGGAUGUUCCAUGAUGACAGCAUGAAGUCCUUCUUCCGCAGACUUAGUUUCACUCCGGAUGGAUCUUUGCUCCUCACGCCAGCUGGAUGUGUGGAAUCUGGUGAAAAUGUAACGAAUACAACUUAUGUUUUCUCCAGGAAAAAUCUGAAAAGGCCCAUCGCCCACCUCCCAUGUCCCGGGAAGGCGACCCUCGCUGUCCGCUGCUGCCCCGUCUACUUUGCGCUGAGGCCGGCGGUGGAAGCAGAGCCCAGCGUGGAGCUGGUGAGCCUGCCGUACCGCUUGGUGUUUGCUGUGGCUUCCGAAGACUCCGUGCUUCUGUAUGACACCCAGCAGCUGUUCCCGUUUGGCUAUGUGUCUAACAUACAUUACCACACCCUGAGCGACAUUUCCUGGUCCAGCGACGGGGCCUUCCUGGCCAUUUCCUCCACGGAUGGUUACUGUUCCUUCGUGACGUUUGAGAAGGAUGAGCUUGGAAUACCCUUGAAAGAGAAACCGGUUCUGAGCGUGAGAACGCCUGAUACAGCGAAGAAAACCAAGAGUCAGACCCAGUCUUUGCCAGGCCCCAGGCUGGUAGAAGGGACACCCACCAGCAGGGCCCAGGACCCCAGCAGCCCCUCUGCAACCCCCCCUCCAGGGAAGCAGUCUCUGGCCCCUGCAGCAGCCAAGGACACCCCUGCGGCCACCCCUGCCGCCAGAGGCUUCUGGGCAGCACCCUCAGAGGAGAAGACCCUGCAGGCCAGCAGUCAGAACGUGAAAGGCCACCCGCCCCGGAGGGUCACUCUGAACACGCUGCAGGCCUGGAGCAAGUCAACACCCCGGAGAAUAAACUUAAUACUAAAGACAGACAGCCCGCCGAAUUCUAUACCAACCCCUCUAGCAUCCAGCCCUUCCACAGAGGAAAUCCAAUCAGAGGUGCCUGGGGACCCGCAGGGCAGCCCUCUGGAGCUGAAGCGGCCCAGACUCAGUGAGCCCAAGGAAGGCCCCAAGGCCUGGACCCUUGAUGAGCCCUGGCUGGUGCCUGAAGGCUGCCAGGUCUGGGGACCCCGUGAGCCCAGCGGGGUGGAGGGGCGAGGCGGACGACACCUGGGACCAGCGGCCUCAGACGGAGCCAGACGGACACUCGCAAAUUCAUUUCUUUAGCAGAAGAUUCAGGACCAAUCUCCAGAAAGAUGUUUGCUCUUGUAUUUACAUUUUUACCUCAGACAUGUGGACGUUUUAAUAGACUGUCUCUCUUUGACGAGUUUCAGAGACUGGAGCAGUUCAGCGUUACCUGGUGUAAAAGUCAGUAGCCCCCCGUGGACUGCGUAGAUGAAAGCACAGAUGCCGCGGGCGGCUCCUACAGCUGCAAUUAGAGGACAUGGAAUUAGGGAAGGUUUAUUCUGUUGAGUUUAGUGGGUUUGGUUAUUAGAUCAACUUAGCUUCUACGUAGUUGAUCAUUUGAAGAUUGUGAAUUGCGUUCAGAUUUUAAAGGUAACAGUGCUCGUUCUGGAAAGUUAGUAAACUAGAGGAAAGUAGGAAAAAGGGAUUGGACGUGGAGUCACCCAUCGUCUCACCACCAGAAGGAACCCUUGGUCAUGUUUUGGUGUAUUUCCUUCUUAAAGUUUUUAUUUUAUUUAUUUUGUUGUAUUAUUUUAUUUUAUUUAUUUUGUUGUUGUGUUAUUUACUGUGUUGUGGGGAAAGUUGAGAUUUUACUUUAUAUACAAUUUGGUAUCCACACAGGUUAACAAUUUUUUUUUUUUUUGGCUGCACCUGUGGCAUGUGGAAGUUCCUGGACCAGGGAUCCAACCCAUGCCACAGCAGUGACCUGGGCUGCUGCAGUGACAACACCAGGUCCUUAACCCGCUGCACCCCAAGGGAACUCCUAGGUUGAUUUUUCAAAGCCAAAAAAUACCUUUCCUUAGUGGUUUGUGCCUCUGCUUUCUGGCCCCUGGGCUGCUGGCGUGUUCCUGUCCCUCUCGGUGGUAAAGAGGACUGGUGGGCUGAGACGGAUGAAGUGCUGUCGCCACAGAAGCGUCAGAGGCACUGGUGACAUGGAUGAGAGGUGGCAGCGGGUGGAGCCCAAGAAGCUAAUGUGGCUGCUUCACCUCAAGCCUAGUUUACAGAUGACUUUUUUUUUUUUAAAUCACAUUUAGUAAUUUAUUUUUAUUUAUUUUUUCUGUUUUUUAGGGCCGUACCCACAGCAUAUGGAGCUCCCCAGGGUAGGAGCUACAGCUGCCGGCCUGUGCUACACCGUAGCAACAAUAGAUCUGAGCCACGUCUGUGACCUACACAACAACUCAUGGCAAUUCUGGAUCCUUAACCCACUGAGCGAGGCCAGGGAUCGAACCUGCAACCUCAUGGUUACUAGUCAGAUUUGUUUCCGCUGUGACACAACGGGAACUCCUAGUUUGUGAUGCUUGAUGCCGUCACUGUGACACAAUGAACACGAUGAGUCACACAGGUAAGGGUACCCCCAGGGCCCCUUCCCUGUCUGAAUGGGGUCAGAGAGCGAGUUCAGGACCCGCAGAUCCAGGUUCUGGCAGGAAGCUGCUGAGGAUGGAAGAACUGGCUUUCUUCAUGUCGGGUCAGCAGCAGGAAGAGAGUUGGAAAGAAGGUCCACCUUGUUGUUUAAUCCACAACCUAGUUAACCGGACACGUCUGCUCCCUUUACAAGGGAAGGUGGCAGAUGGGAUGAUUUAGGGUGUGGAGAGCUGGCAGGUGGGUACAUGCAGAAUUGUCACAACGCAGGUCACAUUCAACAUGGAGACAUUUUAAAUAGCAGCCGUCUGGUCUGGUGGUUCUCAACCUUGAAGUCACCCAAAGAGCUGCCAGGCCUGGAUGCCCGGGUGCCGCCUCCGGAGGCCCAGUACCCUCGGUCUGCAGCACGGUCUACACAUCAGGAUUCUUUAGGCGCCUCCAGUGAUUUGAUGCACGGCUGAGGCUGGGAAGUCAGGAGAGGAAAAGCUUUCCCCAGAGACGGUUUCUGCUGGUUAAGUGCAUUUGCACUGAAAGCUCUUUCUUCUCUGGUUCAUCACUGUUUGGCAGUAAAGCUGCUUUACCAGGGCUGCCAACUGAGAGGAUCAUGUGUGGGCGAUGCCAUCAGCUCUUCAGAGGGAAAGGUCUUUUUUAAGCUUCCUGCGGCUGGAGCAAGAUGUGUUUUGCAGUGGUUGAUCCUGGGCAGGCAGGAGUGAUCACGGACCCCGUGUCUCCGUGAGUGGCAGCUCCCUGGCCACACUCAGUGGAGGGGUGAUGGGCGGGGAGGGGGCAGACGUACUUCGGCUGAAGUGUGUGUUUACAGGCAUAGUUGCCUGUCACCUGUCACCUUGAUUGUCCAUUACAGAAGCGGCAGUAAAGCCCAGGUGGUGUCA
Messenger RNA from Sus scrofa (pig), 4196 nucleotides. It is a transcript of the gene CHAF1B, whose product is annotated as chromatin assembly factor 1 subunit B. Gene Ontology annotation, biological process: DNA replication-dependent chromatin assembly; nucleosome assembly. Lineage: Eukaryota; Metazoa; Chordata; Mammalia; Artiodactyla; Suidae. Gene Ontology annotation, cellular component: nucleus; CAF-1 complex. Gene Ontology annotation, molecular function: protein binding. The record is from RefSeq and is a predicted model, not a curated record.